GGCAUUCUGUUCUCUCCCUCCACCACCCUGUCGUCCGAGUGGGUAUCAGCGCCCUCUCCAGGGGGCGCUAGCGAGGAGCUCAGUGAGGGAUUGGAUAAGCCACUAGAGAACGAUGCAGAAGGUGUAUGGAGUCCAGACAUCGAGCAAAGCUUUCAGGAGGCGCUUGCGAUCUAUCCGCCCUGCGGCCGACGCAAGAUUAUCCUCUCCGAUGAGGGCAAGAUGUACGGACGGAACGAGCUGAUUGCGCGGUACAUCAAGCUUCGAACAGGGAAGACACGGACCAGGAAACAGGUGUCCAGUCACAUUCAGGUGUUAGCGCGACGGAAAGCUCGUGAAAUUCAGGUGAAACUCAAGGACCAGACGGCUAAAGACAAAGCCCUGCAGAGUAUGUCCACUAUGUCAUCAGCCCAGAUCAUCUCCGCCACAGCCUUUCAGAACAAGAUGGCACUGCAGGGGCUCUCACGGGCGGCCUACCCAACAGCUGGUGGGUUCUGGCACGGAGCUCACGCAGGACAAACCGCAGGUCCUGAAGACAUCAAGCCCUUUUCCCAACUGAACUUCGUCAUGCAAGGCACCGGCCCACCAUCUAUAACAGGUUACGAGAGCGCUACAGGUCAUUCCAUGACCUCAAAUUCUCCACCCUGGCAGGGUCGAAGUAUCGCCAGCUCUAAACUGCGCAUGUUGGAGUUUUCCGCUUUUCUAGAGCAACCUCAGGAUCCCGACACUGUCAACAAACAUCUGUUUGUACACAUUGGUCAGUCCAACCCUACGUACAGUGAUCCGUACUUGGAGGCCGUGGACAUUCGUCAAAUUUACGACAAAUUCCCAGAGAGGAAAGGAGGGCUGAAGGAGCUGUUCGAGAAGGGACCAGCGAACGCUUUCUUUCUCGUAAAGUUCUGGGCUGAUCUCAGUAUUAACCUCCAGGACGACAGCAGUUUUUUCUACGGCGUCUCGAGUCAGUACGAGAGCGCAGAAAACAUGAUCAUCACAUCUUCUACUAAAGUCUGCUCGUUCGGGAAACAGGUGGUGGAGAAGGUGGAGACGGAGUACGCACGUUUUGAGAACGGGAGAUACGUGUUUCGGAUUCAUCGAUCACCGCUGUGUGAAUACAUGAUCAACUUCAUCCACAAACUUAAACAUCUGCCAGAGAAAUACAUGAUGAACAGUGUACUUGAAAACUUCACAAUUCUCCAGGUGGUAACCAACAGAGACACUCUAGAAACCUUGCUAUGCAUCGCUUACGUAUUUGAAGUCUCAACCAGCGAGCAUGGAGCUCAACAUCAUAUCUACAGACUUGUCAAAGACUGACACUCAGACCCCUGACUUUACACCUACAGAUGCCAUCUAUCCAAUGCCAGAGCGCCCCCUACUGGCCUCAGCCUGACCUUUCUGUGGUUCUGCAAGGGUUGCAGGGGACAUGGCUGCAAAAGACUUUCAAGUACUACUGUUCUGAGGCACAAACAGAAAAGUCUUCGCUACUGGAAUCUUCUGGAAAUCUGAAUGUUUUCAUUAUUGUAUAAUGGAACUGUAAUAGGACAAUGCAUGAAAAAGUUAAUUUGUUUUCAUUAUUUCAUCUCAUAUCAGCCAAAAAAGUGUUUGUGUUCGUGUUUGUUAACACAGUUGUGUGCACUGCACAAAAUCAUUUUCUUAAUCAGUAUUUUUUGUCUUGUUUUCUGGUGAAAAUAUCUAAACAGCCUUACGUUUUAAGCAUAUAUAUAACACAAUUUAGUGAGGUUUAACACAAGAAGAAAAAAAACAAUUGCCAAUGGGCUGAAAAGAUGCAUUCCCUUGCUGAAAAACCAGCUAAAACCAGCCCAGAUAGCACACGUACAUCUCCGAGAUGUCUGUUUAAGAGCAUUUUAUCUAGAAAGCAUCACAAUGUAAUAAACAUCUGCUAAACAUCUUAAAAAGAUCAGAUUUACAAACAUUCUAAAUCAUAAACGUCUCAAAGACAUCUGCUGAACGUCUUAUUGACAUCUGAGAGAAAACGUGUUAUAGAUGUAUUGCAGAUGAGCUAACAACCUAAAAAAUAUGUCUUCCAGGAUGUAAACACUCACAUCAAAUAGACGUGUGAUAGGUGAUGUAUGUGUGCUAUCAGGGAGCCGAUUGGUUGUCUGGUUUUGGUCACCCAGCCUGGUCAGAUAGCACACAUACAUCACUUCUUUUUUAAUUUUUUAAAGUAUUUUUUAGGUUGUUAGCUGAAAAGAUCUAAAACAGACAUCUCGGAGAUGUACGUGUGCUAUAUGGGUACAGUUUCCCUUCAGAUUCAUUCAAGGGGUGGAUUAUGGCCUUUCAAAGUAUUGAAAUACCCGGCCUGGUCUGGCUAUCUCAAUACUGAUCACGGUGCUACAACUUUACUUUGGCUCUGACAGUUCAUUCUCCAGCCAGUAUUUGCAGUAUUCAUAGAUCUGCUGUAUUUUGGAAAAUGGAGUGUGAAAGCUACUUGGUUAUCCGAUCCAAGUUUCAUUUGGCAAGUGGAAAUGAGUCACAAUACAGGGGGAAAACAGUAUCAGUUCCUGCAAAUCAGAAUCCAGGCAUGCACAGUUAGGAUAAUCCUCUCUGAUUUCUCCACUCUGAAUUAAAAACUUCUUGUCUGGAGAACAAAGAGCCAAUGGUGUUUCACAAAGCAAGCUGGAAGCCUAUUGACAAACCACAGAGUAAAUCUUGAAAUGAUGGGACAUAUGAACAUAUUUUCAAUGUGUGAGUAACGAAUUAACUAUCAUGGAGGUCAACUUUUUGCAGAAUUGUUUUUUUUUGGCCCCUAAUCAGAACUAAACAAAAAGUGAAAAACAUAAGUGUGGAAAAAAAAAAAAAAAACUAAAACAAAUGCUAUCUGGGCUGUUGCUAUGGUUACACACUCUCAAGCGAACAACAUUUUUGCUCAUAAGCAUCUUUUUUGGCGUCAGGUGAAAGUGGUUGAAUUAACUUUUGAAAACCUGGUUGAAAAGUUGUAUUAUUAUAAAAUAUACACAGUAUAGCUGACAUAACGCAACACAACGUCUAAUUAAAUAACUACUUUUUCAAUAAAAUUUCUGUCCUUAAAGAACAGUUCAUCCAAAAAUUAAAAUUCUCUCAUCAUUUACUCCCCCAUACAAUGCAAGUGAAUGGUGACCAAAACGUUAAAGCUCCAAAAAGCACAUAAAGACAGCAUAAUAGUAAUCCAUACGACUCCAGUGGUUUAAUCCAUGUCUUGUGUGUUAUAUCAAAAUAUAAUAAUCCUUUUUCACUAUUGUCAUUGCAUCGAUCUAUUGCCUAGGCACGAUCAUCAUUUCAAGCUCGAUUACACGUCCUAGUGCUUGACGCAUGCGCAGAGCGCUAGGAAGUCGACAAGGAGACUGCUGAUGUCAUGAUUUAUAGUGAAAAAGGAGUUAUAUUUUGGUAUGUUUUCACCCAAAAUUGCUUGAAUAGUUUCAUAAGAUAUGGAUUAAAUCACUGGAGUUGCGUGGACAACCUUUAUGCAGCGUAGAAUUAAAAUGAUUUAGUAUAUUUGCUUUUGUUUUGACCUCCUUUUCCCCCUGUGUCUUGCCAACACGCAGGAUACUUUUUAAUGAAGAACGAAAUUGAACCUCAUUAAUAAAUGUGUUGUUGCAACACAUGAAGGAGAGUUAUUGAAAUUACUGCACAGUAAGUUAAAGUUCAUUUUUAGGCUACUUUUUUUUAGUUACAGUUUUUUAAACCAAACAAAUCUCUUUACGCAAUCACUGACAUUUUAUUCGAUUCUAGAGAAGAGGAUGGAGUAAAGGGAUGAGCUCAAAACCAUGGCGCGCGCGUCAUGCGACUUUAUCACACACCUGCGCAAGUUCAGCUCACCUGUGCACACCUGCGAUAGACAAAACGAGAUUCUCCAAACAAAAUGACUUGACUUUUCAGCCUCGGAGUGGGAGCAAACCCGAACUAAUCGCGCAAUGACCGUUCCAUGGAGUUUGCUGUCAAUUCUGGGUUUGAUCUGUUAUUCAGACUCGAGGUGUUCUCCGACAUCUUACUACAAAAACUGCUGGAUCCGCAGGUAUCCAGGACUAUAUGUGGAUAUAGAGGAAUCACAACGGAGAGGAGCACAGAUCCUUAAGGUUUAUCAAGAAGAGACUGCAUUAAAAUGCAGUAGAACAUGCUGCCUGACACGCAACUGUGAGUCCAUGCUUUUUAAUGAAUUAAUUCAUUAUAACUACAGGGUCCCCAAAAGUAUUUGGACACUUAAGUUACACUUAAAUAUAUGUGAUUGCCAUUGCAUUAGACAACAACAUGUCAAACCUUGAAAGAUAGCACACAAGCAUAUGCUUCAAGCAAAACACCACAUAUAAAAAACUACUUUGUUAGGCUUUAAAUGAUAACACAAUUGUAAAGUGCACCAAAUUAAGAUAAAAAGUAUGGUGACAUGUUGUGUCCAUAUUAAAUGUGAUGAACUCCACCUGUGGUUACUCUGCUAGGACAGUUGUGAAAACUUGAUGGUAACUGACUUCAUACAUGCACUAAAAAUCACCUAGACAUUGAGCAAAAUGGCUGAGGAAAGUGAAGUUAAUUUAAAGCAAACUUGAUAUUUCUAAUGCAUUACUUUACAUGCAUGCAUUUUCAGUGUGCCUUAAGUGACUAAAUCUUUUUGGGGUCACUAUACAGUACAAAUACUGCAAAACAAUGUACAUAAAAUAAUACAGAUAGGCAUCAAAUCAUUCUCUAGUUGUGUCAUAUUGCUUAAAAAUGUUUCCAUUUUUGUCUGUGAAAUAAAUGUGUAAUUAAAUAAUUAUUGUUUCAUAAGAUUCAGA
This is a messenger RNA of Myxocyprinus asiaticus (Chinese sucker), 4757 nucleotides long. RefSeq names its product transcriptional enhancer factor TEF-3-like. The record is from RefSeq and is a predicted model, not a curated record. Lineage: Eukaryota; Metazoa; Chordata; Actinopteri; Cypriniformes; Catostomidae. Gene Ontology annotation, molecular function: RNA polymerase II cis-regulatory region sequence-specific DNA binding; DNA-binding transcription factor activity, RNA polymerase II-specific. The transcript has 11 exons. Gene Ontology annotation, cellular component: transcription regulator complex. The annotation marks the transcript as partial. Gene Ontology annotation, biological process: hippo signaling; embryonic organ development; regulation of transcription by RNA polymerase II.